Rubroshorea leprosula is the source of this 1131-nucleotide messenger RNA. NCBI's taxonomy places the organism in Eukaryota, Viridiplantae, Streptophyta, Magnoliopsida, Malvales, Dipterocarpaceae. The record is from the annotation of a GenBank genome assembly.
UCUCUGGUGGAGUCUGAUAUGGCGGACACCACGGCUUCCAAGCCUCAAACCAGCGACAAAAAGGAGCGCUUGAACGGUGGUCACAAGCUGGGUGCCGGUGGUGAGGGUGGCGGUGAUGGGAGUGGUGUGGAGGAUGAGGAGUGUGAUGUGGAGGCAUGGAGCACGCUCAGCAAGGCGUUCAAGCAGGUGCAGGUAGUACUCGAUCAGAAUCGGGACCUGAUCCAGAAGGUGAACGAGAAUCACCGCUCUAAAAUCCCUGACAAUCUCGUCAAGAACGUGGCUUUAAUCGGCGAGAUCAACUGAAAUAUCUCCAAGGUGCUGGGGAUAUAUUCUGAUUUAUGGGUGAACUUCUCGGACAUUGUGAUAUGCAGGGCAUUGGUUCCUGAGCUAAUCCAAUUGGAACAUGAGUUAUUCCAGUAAUUUCGUUGAUCCCUCAGCUGUGUCUUUAACUGUGUCUGUUUGGGUCAAUUUGUGGUUGAUUGAUUUAAUAAAAUUUGGUUCAACUGUUAUGUGUUCUUGAGUCAGGGACUGUUCUGUCUUCUCUGGACUGAAUUUAUGAGUGGACCGACUUAGUAUAUUGUUAUGGUGAUGCUUGUGUCUCAAUUAUGAUGCUUAUGCUUAUUUGGUGUUUGUUUUAUCUCUUCCCUUUUUCCCCAUUCUUUUGGGGUCUAAGGAUUGUAGCUGCCGGACUGCUUUCUCUACAUUAUCUGCCCCGCAGACAUUGUAAGGUAUUUAUCCUUCUAUUCUGUUUUUUAUUUUUUAUUUUUUCCUCCUGAAAAACGUGUUUGUGCUUUAAAUUUGGUGUUUCCAUUCUUUCCAAAGGGCCUAUGGAGUAGGGGUCCUUCAAUUCUUGGUAAAAUUUGAUUGUGUUGAUUUUGUAGUCUCUGAUGCCACCCAGAAGGUUGUGAAUCAUUUAGAUGUAAAGUGGUGAACGGUAAGUUGUCAAAGUUAUUUUCUUGGUGUCUGCUAAACUUUCAAUGUAACAGAGCUUUUUGAUUUGUUACUUGUGCAGUAAUUUUUGCGUUGUUCUAGAAAAAAGAAAGACAUAUAGAAUCUCUAUUUUUUGUUGUCGUUCAAGUUGUGGAAGAUGUGGACAUUGGGAAGAAAUAGGUAUAAAAAUUAGAUGGUAGA